ACAUUUUAUUAAAUAUAUGAAGUUUAGACAACAAUUAUAAUUUUGAGCUUGUAUGUCAUUGGUUAUUAGACCUUAUAGUAUUUUAGCAGAUACCUUGUCGUUCACAUAAUGGAUAUGGACAAAGAAGUACUUGAAGAAACACCUGAAUCGAGUAUGAAUUCUCAGAGUGAGAUGGACUUGGACAAUCACCAAAGCGCUGUUUUAACUAAUGCAAAGUCUGAUGAAAAUAUAUUUGAAGCUGAAAGUGUAUCAGAAUUAAAUACUGAUAGCGAUAAUAGAAUGUCCAGUAGAAGUCACUGUAGACACAUGAUGGAAGAAGAAAAUGCAUCCGCCGACGACACAAGCGUAUAUAAUAGUUUAACCACUGAAGAUUGUAUUAUGGAGUCCAAUGCAGAUUAUAUUGUAGUUACAGACGAUUUAAGACAAUUUGAUGUUUUGGAUGAUUUAGAACGCCAUCCAGAUCAAAACUGCUCUGAUAUGGACUCAGACACAAAUGAAAGUAUGGAUUCCGAUGUACCUGAUGAAGAAAUUGAGGCUAUGCUUGAAGAAGGUUUACCAGAAGAAUUUAAAGGCAAAAAAAAGGACAAGAAAGAUAGCGUCCCAUACGAAGAGAAAGAGAAACUUGUGUUGGAUGAAAUUGGCCAUAAUCAUUUUGAUGUACUUCCGGAAGGUUGGGUGCAAGUAACGCAUAACAGUGGAAUGCCUUUAUAUUUACAUAAACAGAGUAGGGUUUGUACUCUUGCAAAACCAUAUUUCCUUGGGCCUGGCAGUGUAAGAAAGCACGAAGUGCCUGUUAGCGCAAUACCUUGCCUUCAAUAUAAAAGAGCUUUGCACGAGGAAGAGGAAGAAAGAAAAAAGGAAAAAGAGCAUGAUUCAAAUGCAGAAGUUUGUAGUCUUCCUAGCGCAAAAAUUGAAACGAUUCAGGAAAAUCGAGAAGCUCAUUCAUUAGAUAGUGAACAGUUGAGAAAUUAUUGCCAAUCGCUCUUUCGUUUCAAAGCUAUUAAAGUGAUGAGAUUUCAAUCAUGGUCAGCAAGAAGGAAAUUUACGAAAAAUAAAAAACAUCGUAAGCAACUCGAACGACCGACUUUACCCGAUGGAACGAAAUUAAUAACAUUUCCAGUUAGUAGCUCUAGUUUGACGGGAAACAGUAGUGGUACUACGGGAGAUGAUAGUGGUGGGCAAAGACCACCUAAACAUUGGAUUAUGAACCCCUCUGGCAAAAGUUAUGUUUGUAUACUUCAUGAAUAUGUACAGCAUGCACUUAAAAAGCAACCAACUUAUAAGUUUAAAGAAUUAGAAAAUGCUGCAACACCAUACUCUGCUGUCGUUUGUAUCAACGAUAUGGAGUAUGGAAGCGGUUUUGGUAGCAGCAAGAAACAAGCGAAAGCUAAUGCUGCACGAAAAACCCUUGAAAUUUUAAUUCCACAAAUGAGAGAUAAAAUUUCUGGCGAUAAUGCUGGGAACACAGCUUCCGGUAGUAACAGCCGAAUGAUCAAGGCAUCCAGAACAAAUUCUGACGCGGAUCUAUCGUUCUUCGAUGAAAUAUCGAUAAACGAUCCACGUGUCGCAGAAUUUUGCGCGAAAACAACCGAACCGUCGCCGCAUGCUAUUUUAAUCACUUGUCUUCAACGAAAUUUUGGACUGGGCGAUAUGCACAUUAAACAUUCUGUGAAUACAUUGAAACACCAACGCAAUGAAUUCACAAUGCGUGUUGGGAAACACGAGGCUACCGUCGUAUGUCGUAAUAAGAAAGACGGCAAGCAACGUGCUGCACAAGCUAUUCUGCAGCUUAUGCAUCCUCAUAUUCAAUCUUGGGGUUCUUUGCUAAGAUUGUAUGGAUCUCGUAGUGUAAAAUCUUUCAAAGAAAAGAAACAACUAGAACAAGAAAUUACGCUGUUACAAGGUAAAGCCGCGGUCAAUCAACCAAAUCACGCUAUUUUAAGUAAGCUUAGGCAAGAAAUGCGCAAAUUGGCCGAACAGCGGCAAGCAAUACAGCCAAUUGGUAAGUUCGUCCCGCCAGACUUGCCGACAGGAUCCGCGGCCAAUUUGAACAACGUAGAUUUAUAGCAUACUAGUCAACUUUGUGAAUCAUACAAAUGUUAAUUUAUUUUGCAAGUUUCAAAACGACAGUUUGCCAAGCUUUAAUAUACUUUGAAUUUGUUUCAUAUUCGUUGUCUCAAAUGUAAACGCGAAAUAUUUUAUAUAUCUGAUUUUACAAGGUAACAAAGUAAAUUUUUAAAUGGUGCUGAUCAUUGAAACUAUUAUUUGCUUUGUUACUUUUACCGCAUUUUUAUUUUAUACAUAUCCUAGCCGAUGAUUGUUAAUAAACAGCCAAUGGUGUAAUUGAACGUUGAUUGAGAAUAAAUGUAGAUCAACUUUUGAAAUUUAAAUUAAUUAAAUUAUGUUGCAUUAAGUUUACUUAAAUCUAAGCACGAAUCGAAGUAUCAUAAUAUGCUACCUCAGUUGCCUUAUUCCUAUUGCACCAUUGUAUAUCGUUAAAUGAACCAGUUAUUAUGAAAGUGGCUAAGGCACGGAAUCAAAAAUAUUGAGUUGAAAAUAAAACAAGUUGCCGUGAAGUAAGUAAUAAAAUGAAGUUGUCAUAUUUAUUGUUAUCUGCUGCAUACUUUGGUAGUGGUGUUAGUCAUUUUCCCCCCAUGCAUGAUAUUAGAAAUAUAUAAAAAGAAGAGAAAAAUAUAUGACUUGGGCCACUCUUAUAAUAACUGGCACAAAUAUAAAUGACCAAUCUCGUAUCUUUUUUAAUUAAAGACAUUUAUAUCUUAUA
Molecule: messenger RNA, 2782 nt
Organism: Colletes gigas
Lineage: Eukaryota; Metazoa; Arthropoda; Insecta; Hymenoptera; Colletidae
Gene: pasha
Product: microprocessor complex subunit DGCR8
Exons: 6
Coding region: 109-2067 (652 amino acids)
Biological process (GO): primary miRNA processing
Cellular component (GO): microprocessor complex
Molecular function (GO): identical protein binding; double-stranded RNA binding; primary miRNA binding
Source: RefSeq, a predicted model, not a curated record